CAGAACCGCCUUUGACCUGGGAGAGUGUGUGUAGAUAACAUGAGGGCAAAGGUCGUAGCAGUGCAGCGAUGGCGACGACAAAUGUGCUCAAGCUCUGAGUUGCUGUGAAGCUGAAGCCAAAAUGAUCUUCAGACGGAAGUUUGUGCUGCGGUACCUGCUGAUGUGGGCCAUGUUGGCGUUCCUUCUCUUCCUCAGCUCCCUCUGGCUACACCAGGAAGAAGUGGGCGACUGCGGCCCUGCAGGGCAUCCAUGCCGCAGAGUCAGCCACAAAAAUCAAAAACCCAUUUCCCUUCCUGAAAAGUGGGCGGGGCCUGACAUUGCGCCACACCUCAUCAAGGAGUGUCCUGGCCAAACUUUUCAAGCAUCCCAACUGCUGACGUUCCUGAAGGCCAGCCUGUCGGAUGAGGAUGAUGUUCUCUUGGGUCCAUAUCUGCAGAGCUGGGAUCAGCUGAUCAGUUUCAUGGAGUCACUCGGGACGGUGGUGGGAUUCUUCUCCCAGAAGGUGAUCGAAAAGGUGUCGCUGAUACGAGAGCUUUCUCUGAAGCACGCAGCAGAGACUCGCUGGAACUCAGGACUCCAAACUAUCGCCUCAUUUGGACUGGACACCGGGAUGUAUCGUUCCGUCCGCUCCAUGGUGGAGGCCGAACUCAAGGCCGGAGUGGUCAACUUCUCCUGGCGCACUGACUCGGGCUGCCGAACGCUGCUGCGGCUGCAUCGCUCGCAGCUGUGGCUGAAGCUGAUGCUGGAAGGGCUGACGGAGCCGCCAGACGCCGAGGGACGAUUCAAAACACCAGGAGAGCUCUGCAGAGACGCCUACCAGGUGGCGCUGGCGCCCCAUCACCCCUGGAUGCUCCGUCAAGCCGCUGAGCUGGUCUUCCACGCGCUGCCAGACAGGAAGUACUUCCUGCAGCUGGUGUGUGUUCAGAGCCAGAGCGAGGCGGUACCAGUCCUGCGUGUCAUCAUCCACGCUCUGACGCUGGUGCACGCCAGAACCCAGAGAGUCCUGGAGGAGCAUGGGAUGCUGGAGCUGCCUUGAAGGAUUCCAGCACAACACAAAGCUAUUUAUUCUCUGAAACUCCAUCUUCGUACUUGAAAGGUUAUUUUGGAUUUUGACUGUGGAAUUAUUUAUUACCAUGUGACCACAAGAAGGCAAGAAAGCUGUGCUGACGGACUUUUGUCUCCAAGUUUUUAAAAAUACGAUCAGACACUGUGAAUGAAAACGCUUUUUGGAGUUGGCUGGGGGAAGACUUCGAUGUGAAGCCAAGAAGGAGAAGUGAAGAGUGAAAUGUUACAGUGUGUACUUUAAUUCCAACAGAAUCUAACCUACCAGCAAAAGACCACUUGAGGUCCGUGUGCUUAAAUGUGCACUUCUGUUCUGGGAAGCGCUCUAAGACGAAGCCCACAGUAGUGAAAGUGUUUUGUGCCCUAAGUUAAGACCAUUUAGUGGCUCAUACAACAACAAAAAAAUUCAAACAAAACAAAUUUUCGAAGUGAGGUUCUGCUGUGUGAGCGAUAGAAAGCCUGAGUCCAUGGUGAUUUGGGUGUCUUGAAUACAUUCAACCUGCGAUCUGUGUGCGACCUACAGGGGGCGCUCAAGAUCUGCAAAAAAAAGCUCUUCUGUUUCUACAUAUCAACUGCAGGACUUCACCAGUGUCACCGGUUGUCAGAAAAAAAACCAAAAAGAAGACAACAAUUGGGGAAACACUAAAACAAUCUCAAGCAUUUUCUCAGUGUGUAACAUAAUCUCAACAGCUGGAGUGUUACUCACCUAAACUUUGGUCCAAGUGUUCUCAUGAAGGGCUCUUAUGACCAAACGUGAUGGUUCAUGAAACACACUGCGCACCCCGUUGACAGGAUGCUGCACAUCUUUCACUCGGCCUAACAACUAAAAGCAGGGAUCAGCAGUCACGACUCACUUCCAAUUGAAGAUCACAAGUCCAGUUUAAACCUCGCUUCUGAUUGGUUCAUUGGCUCAGGCUUGAGUGUUGUGUAUGUGGGAGGUGCAGAGACCUUCACACAGACGAGCCCUGUCCAUGUGACGAAGGGUUUCCAGAGUCGACGGCGACCGGAGCAACACUGUGCAUCUUCAGGCAGUGACUCUGUGUGAAGGUUUUGUGGCACAGCUUGCAUUUGUACGGCCGCUCUGCGUUGUGUGUCCUCAUGUGAAUGGUGAGGUGCAUUUUCAUGCC
Synchiropus splendidus (mandarinfish) is the source of this 2189-nucleotide messenger RNA. RefSeq names its product glycolipid transfer protein domain containing 2a (gene gltpd2a). NCBI's taxonomy places the organism in Eukaryota, Metazoa, Chordata, Actinopteri, Syngnathiformes, Callionymidae. Gene Ontology annotation, biological process: intermembrane lipid transfer; ceramide transport. The coding region runs from base 122 to 1036 and encodes 304 amino acids. The record is from RefSeq and is a predicted model, not a curated record. Gene Ontology annotation, cellular component: cytosol; cytoplasm; membrane. Gene Ontology annotation, molecular function: ceramide 1-phosphate transfer activity; ceramide 1-phosphate binding. The transcript has 6 exons.